AUGAGCAACGGGCGUGCGCCAACUGUUUGGACCCGUAACAAAGCUAUACUGAGUGUGCUUGCUGUUAUAGCAGGAAGCUGGCUCGCAUUUCGCGCCCAGUCGCCAAACAAAAAUGAUAUUUUGAUAUCCGAGCGAGACAAGAGGACGAUGGUUGGGGGCGAGACUGGGGAGGACAAAAUUGCACGGGCGCCAUUGACCGAGAAAGGCUCCAAGCCCUGA
This is a messenger RNA of Penicillium canescens, 219 nucleotides long. RefSeq lists its product as uncharacterized. NCBI's taxonomy places the organism in Eukaryota, Fungi, Ascomycota, Eurotiomycetes, Eurotiales, Aspergillaceae. The transcript is spliced from 2 exons. The record is from RefSeq and is a predicted model, not a curated record. Bases 1 to 219 code for a protein of 72 amino acids.